CUUAUAUGUACUGUGGUGCAGGCAAAUGCUUAUAUGUACUGUGGUGCAGGCAAAUGCGUUUACCGACCCAUGAAAUUGAUGAAAGAUAUCAGCUCCAAGAAUCGAAUCGGCAUUCGGGUCGCUAUCCAGAACAGUUUACAUCCGACUUCCAAUACGGCGGUUUAUUGUCUGAGCUUUUUUCAAAGUGCAGCCAAAAGCAAAGCCAUACACAGCAUCCACCAAUUCACCUUCGAGGCGGCAGCCAAGAUGACGACUACAACAAGGUCUGCAGCAAAGAAGCAAGGACAAGCAGACGUGCGUCCUACAGAAACAGCGCGGCCAGGCGCGAAACAUAAGGCAGGCGCGAGUGCGGACUCACGGAGCUCUAAUAAGCGAAGGAAGGGGGGCAAGAAGCAAACGAAAAUCGAAAACACGAUUGCGGGCGAUGAGACCAAGCACAGACAGGAGAAUGGAGCCUCCAAGGAGGGUCACGGGAAUGAGCAGCGGACCGAAAAGAAGCGGCCAGAACCCAAAGAGGAGGGCAAAGACGAGACAUCGGCUGUCGAGCCGCAGGGCCGCGGCGAGAGCGAGGCACCGCCAUCCAGCAUCCUCGAGAAGGGCAUCAUCUACUUCUUCUUCCGCGGCCGCGUCAACGUGGACGAGCCGUCGGGCGUGAGCGAGAUCGCGCGGAGCUACAUCCUCCUCCGUCCCAUCGAGAAAGACGCCAAGCUGGGCAGCGGACCGAUCGGCGACGCAGGUAACAGCCGGGUCUGCGUCGUCCCCAAGAAGACGCUGCCACAAAGCGGCCGGGACCGGUGGAUCGGGUUCGUCGAGAAGGCCGGCGCGUCCUUCCAGCAGCUCAAGGACGAGUUUCUCGCCUCUUCCGAGUACCAGACCAAGACGGCCGGCGAACGGCACACGCCCGCCGCCACGCCCGCCGGCGAGGGCGUGUAUGCCAUCACCAGCACCGGAAGGGAGAGCCAUCUGGCCUACGUCCUGACGCUGCCGGAGAGGGUGGGCGAGCUGCAGCGCGAGAUCGGCCUGAAGGAGAAGGGCAGCUUCAUCAUCACCACCAAGAACCCGGAGCACCCCGGUCCAGCCAACGCGAGGCUUCCCAAGGCGCCCGAGUAUCCUAAGGAGCUCCUUGAGGAAUUCCGAUCCCUCCGCUGGGUGCCCACUCAGCCGAAGCACUUAGACUACGUCAACACGCAGUUCCUCCUGGUGGGCGAGUCCUCCGGAUUGGAGAAAGCCCUGGCGCCGCAGACGGAGGACCAGAAGGACGGCAGGGCGGAACCGGCAGCGGAGAUGGAGAAGCUGGAGGAGGAAGACAUGCAGCGGAUGAAGGCCCUGCGGGAGGAUGACUCGGGCCGCAUCUUUGCAGACCUACAGGCGGACGCGGGAAACUACCCGAAGUUGCGGACGACGUUUUGAUCUACUAGUAGUACUCAUGCGUGGCGACCCGGAGCCGGACCGGUGGGAAGAUCAGUAGUAUAUUGAAUGGAAGCGGACAUGUGUUGGACAUAGACCCAUGUUUUUCAAUACAUGCAUGUAUUACUAUACAAUGCAAGGCAGAUCAAGCCACUGGGAUGCAAUUUGGACCGA
Molecule: messenger RNA, 1581 nt
Organism: Chaetomium strumarium
Lineage: Eukaryota; Fungi; Ascomycota; Sordariomycetes; Sordariales; Chaetomiaceae
Exons: 4
Source: RefSeq, a predicted model, not a curated record